UGCGAGCGCAAUUUGACCCACGAUCAUGCUACGUGUUAUCUGCGCAUAUCAUCUGAGACACUCAAUACCCUCUUCCUGGACGUAGCGCGUAUUUUACUGAUGCCCGUCUCCUUUUGAAAACGCUGCCGGUGCUGGAACAGAAGCCGUUCAAUAGCACAAACGCGUCGACGAGUGCGUCAGUUAGGAGUGGUUCAACCCAUAGCGAUUCAGCUAUGAAUGUGUCGCAGAAAGUUGCCGAGUGGUUAACGUGGGAUAAGAAUGAAACCACUAGGAAGCACAUCGAACAUCUUCAGAAGGUUGGGGACACCGACCAGCUGCAACGUCUGCUGCUUAAACGACUACAGUUUGGAACUGCAGGCCUCCGUGGAGUCAUGGGCCCCGGCUAUGCCGCGAUGAAUGAUCUGGUCAUCAUCCAAACUUCACAAGGUGUCGCAAAGUAUGUGCAGAGCAUGCUUCCCGAUGCAACAAAGAAAGGAGUCGUCGUCAGCUUCGAUGGUCGCUACAACAGUCACAGGUUUGCCCAGCUGGUGGCAGUGGCCUUCUUGCAGCUGAACAUUCCAGUGCGCCUCUUCAGCAAAGUGACUCCCACACCUUUCAUACCCUUCACUGUCUUGCACCUGGGCUGCUCGGCAGGCAUAAUGGUCACAGCAUCUCACAACCCUAAGGAUGACAAUGGCUACAAGGUCUACUGGAGCAAUGGCACUCAGAUAAUCUCGCCUCACGACAGUGGUGUUCAAGCCAGCAUUGAAAAGAACCUGGAACCCUGGCCAGAAGCUUGGAACAUUGAUCUGACUAAGACAAGCCCACUGUGUACCGACCCAUUGGCAGAAGUCAGCAAGAAAUACUUUGACAUUAUUGCAUCUAAUAUUUAUGACAGGUCCAUGAAUGAAAACUGCGGGCUGACAUUCACAUUUACGUCAAUGCAUGGUGUGUCUCAUCCGUACAUGGUUAAAGCAUUUGAAACAUGUGGUUUCAAGCACUACAUUCCAGUCAAAGAACAGAUGGACCCCGACCCCGAGUUCCCCACAGUCAAGUUCCCAAAUCCAGAAGAAGGAAAAAGCUCACUGGAUUUGUCUUUCAUUACCGCUAACAAAGCAAACAGCAAAUUGAUUUUGGCAAAUGACCCUGAUGCAGACAGGCUAGCCGUGGCUGAAAAACAAUCCAAUGGAGAAUGGAGAGUGUUCACGGGCAAUGAAAUUGGUGGCCUGCUUGGCUGGUGGCUGUGGCGUUGCUACAGAGCAAAAAACCCCAACACUCCUGCUGAAGAUGUCUACAUGAUCUCCAGCACUGUGUCUUCAAAGAUUCUGUCCUCCAUAGCUGCAAAGGAAGGCUUUAAAUUUGUUGAAACACUCACUGGCUUCAAGUGGAUGGGCAACAAGACAUGUGAACUAAUGAAAGCUGGCAAAACUGUCUUGCUCGCCUUUGAGGAAGCCAUUGGUUACAUGUGCGGUACAGCGGUGAUUGACAAGGAUGGUGUGAGUGCUGCCAUGCACGUAGCUCAGAUGGCUGCCUACCUUGAGACACAGAAACUGACACUGACAGAGCAGCUGAAUGUCUUGUUUGACAAUUAUGGCUAUCACGUGUCGAAUAACUCGUACUACAUCUGCCAUCACCAGCCAACAAUUCAGAAGAUGUUUGAGCGUCUACGAAACUUCAAUGGCAAGGACACGUAUCCACGCAAGAUUGGCUCUUACACCAUCAAGAACAUCAGGGACCUGACUACGGGAUAUGAUGACACACAGCCCAACAAGAAGGCAAUACUCCCCACGAGCAGUUCAAGCCAAAUGAUCACAUUCUACUUAGACAAUGGCUGUGUCAUUACCAUUCGAACGAGUGGAACAGAGCCAAAGAUAAAAUAUUAUAGUGAGCUCUGCUCAAAACCUGGUACUGACAGAAAGUCAUGGAAGAAGCUUGAGGAUGAACUGAAUCACGUCGUAUCUUUGAUGGUUCAAGAAUUUUACCAGCCAGAGCUGAAUGGCCUGGGUCCAAAGGCUGAUUGAAUAGGCAGCAACAUUGUCUCUUACAUACUAUUGGUUGGUUUUUAAAUGCAGUCGAUGUCAUUUGUCAUUUAGGAAGAAAGAUAUCUUUGUUCAGCUUAAUUCGGAUAUUGUUAAGCUUCAAAAAUAAAAUCCAAAUUUACAGGUAAUGAAUUAAGAAGAAAGAAAAGAGCCUCUGUUUAGAAUUCGGCGGCUAUAUUUUCCAUAUACAGUCUAGAUUUAUUUUUAAUAUAUGACGUUGUCCAUGAAUUAUGUGUUUAUACAAAAUAAAUAUUUCUUAUUUUCA
This is a messenger RNA of Dermacentor albipictus, 2283 nucleotides long. RefSeq names its product phosphoglucomutase 2 (gene Pgm2a). Gene Ontology annotation, cellular component: nucleus. Gene Ontology annotation, biological process: carbohydrate metabolic process; purine ribonucleoside salvage. Lineage: Eukaryota; Metazoa; Arthropoda; Arachnida; Ixodida; Ixodidae. The record is from RefSeq and is a predicted model, not a curated record. Gene Ontology annotation, molecular function: phosphopentomutase activity; magnesium ion binding.